AUCCAUUUAGUUUCACUUUUGAUUCUGCUGAAACGAUAGUCCUAUUUAUUGAAGUUAAAGCGCAUUGAAAUAGUAUCGCAAGCCUGAUCGGAUAGUUGGUAUAGCCUACAUUUGUUUUACAAUAAUGCAUGUACUUUAUUUGAUACACAGUAAUACACUAUGCGCCUCCAAUAAAUGAUGUUGGCCUGUUCUUAAGGUAUUUUCCAGUUUAAGGGGGCGUGUUUAAUUUCCUUCAGUUUCGAGCUUUGUCAUCAAGAUAGAUUUGUUAGGAGAAUUCGUUAUUGCUUACGAACUUCGCUGCUCUCAGAUAAUCAUUGGAUUCACUGUACUCUGCAAGCCAUGGCUAAGACACAUGCCAUUCCUCUCGAUACGGAGAUGGUGAGCAUCCUUAAGCCAUGUGGAACAACUUUUACAUACGUUCUGCAAAGCAAGUUCGGAUGCAAGGCUGUGCUCCAUGGUGUGGAAGCUGCAAGUACAGCACAUUACAACAAGCCAUCUCCUGACAAAAGGUUUUCUGUCCAACUGGUCAGUGGCAUCAGUUUGUCCGUAUGGAUGGACGACCUUACCACUCAUAAUGCAGAGGCGGUGGUCAAUGCUGCCAAUAUGGAUCUUCAGCAUUGUGGAGGUCUUGCACUAGCACUUAGCAAUGCUGGUGGCCCCAGUAUCCAGAAAGAGAGUGAUGAGUACACAAAGGCCAAAGGAAGGUUGAAAACAGGAGAUGCCAUUAUUACCAAUUCUGGAUCUCUUCCAUGCAAGAAAAUCAUUCAUGCUGUGGGGCCAUGCCUGCCAAACAAUCCAACUGAAUAUGAAAUUAUUGAGGCAAUACCAAAACUGCGCAGAACCAUUCUAAGCAUUCUAAAGGAAGUAAGGAAAGAGAAUCUGAAGUCUGUUGCAAUUCCUGCCAUAAGUUCUGGCCUGUUUCACUUUCCUUUAGAUCUCUGUGCCGACGUCAUUGUUAAAACUUUGAUAGAGUACAACAGCACCUACAAUGGAGAUCCUUUUGAGGUUCGCCUGGUCAAUCAUGAUGAACCAUCAGUCAGGAAGAUGGAAAGUGCAUGCAAAAAGAUACUCUCGUCCUCAGCGGCUCAUAUGCUUAGUCAUCCACCAGCGGCUCAGUGGCAGGCAUCCUCACACAGUCCGCUAAGGAUGACUCAGCCCUCCAAGACUUCAUACAGUAAUGCUGUGAGCCACAGAACAAAAUCCACUCCACACCAACAUUCUUUUAAAAUCAACAAUGUCAGUCUGAAUGUCAGUACAGGAUACAUCGAGAAACAGAAGACAUACAGUAUUGUGAACACAAUUUCUCCUGAUCUUGAUUUGUCGGCUGGGAAAAUAUCCGGAUCCAUUCUAAAAAUGGCUGGACUAGGCAUCCAGGAGGAGAUACGGAACAAAUACUACCCUGGCAGCUAUGCUGAUGUACUUGUGACCGCUGGACACAAUUUGUCAUGCAAUGUUGUGUACCACACAAUAUGUCCUCAAAGAACUGAUCAAAGAUCUGAGAAGGUUCUUGCUACUCUUGUCGAAAGGUGUCUAAGCAAGGCACAAAUGAUGGGUGUGUCAUCAAUCUCCUUUCCAGCCAUUGGCACUGGUGUGCUUGGCUUCAGCAAGCAAGAGGUUGCCCAGAUCAUGAUGGACACUGCAGUUAAAUUUGCCCACCACAGUGAUGAAUUACAAAUGGAUAUCCAUUAUAUUAUAUAUCCAGGUGACUCUGAGACACUUAAGGCUUUUGAAAAUAAACUGAAGUCUCUUAGGGGCGCAGCAUCAUAUCCUAGCUCCUUCAACAGUUUCUCGUUUACAGAACACGAGUCCAGAACUGACCAUUAUGACUCCAGAGAUGCAGUGAAAAGUGCCCAAGAAUAUAUAGAGCUCACUACUGCCUGUGAUGAGAUGUUGAGAGAGGCCCUACGCUGGUAUAAUGACAUGCUUACCAACAAACAUGGCUUCAGCAUUCACAACAAUUUCAUCCAGCACUUUGGUCAGGAGGAGAUGGAUGAGCUGUUGAACAUUCAGACCAAGUGGGGAGUGUUCAUCAAGGUGUUCUUUCAAGAUGGCUACGCAGGUGUGAACUUGCAGGUGGUUUCUGGAGAUAUCAGACCUGCAGUGUUAGAGGUGGAAGCCAUGUGCUGCCAAGUCCAAGAGGAUUUUGCAAAAGAAGAGGAAAGAGACAUGUGCCUGAAAACCCCCAUCAGUUUCUCAAGGAAGCCUUUAGAUGCAAACAGUGCUGUGUAUAGAGAAAAACUGAAGACUUUUUCUGGGUUUCAAAUUGUCAGAGUUGAAAAGUUGGAGAAUAGCAGCCUGAGGCAGCUAUUUGACCUUAAGAAGAAGCAAUUGCAGGUGUCUACCACUCCUAAGCUGAUGUACCAGCGCUUGCCAGCACAAUUCUGUAACCUGCUUAGCCGAGUGGGCUUCCAGAGGGAAUUUGCACCACCGUAUGAGCAAAAGCAAGGAGCGGGGAUCUACUUCAGUUCCUCUGUAAAGCAGGCAGAGAAGCUCUGGAAAGGCUUGGCAGAUGAAGAGUACAUGUACUUCGUUGAAGCGGUUGUGCUGACAGGGAAGUCCACUGUUGGAUCACCAGAUCUUAUUGUGCCACCAGAGAUUCACAGUGGUGACCCUUUCUCCCUGUAUGAUAGUGUAACAGGGGGCAUAGAUACCCAUGUCAUCUUCAAUGGUCACCAGGCUCUACCUGAAUAUCUGAUCAUCUGCACACAAAAAAACACAUUGAACUAAGCAAAUGUUUAAAUGAUUAACAAGAACUCGGAUUUGAAGGUGUUGAAAAUGUGAAGGAAAAAUAUCUAUCUGUAAUAAUCAUAUAGGUCACUCUGGUUCAAUGAUUGUCCACUCUAUUGUACAAGCAUGCGUUUUGAUUAAUCAACUGAUUCAUUAAAUGUUGACAUUUACAUUAUUGUUUAGUUUAAUUUCUGUAAAAAGUUUUGUCAGUAUCAGCUCAACAGUAUAAGUUUAUAACAAGCUAAUUAUUGCAGUUUUUAUAAUAGAUGUUCCAGCAACAGGUAAUAAUUGUGGGCUGUUUUUAUUGAUAUUACUGGGAAUCUUUAUGUUCAUGGCUUUUAUAGAGUACAUCUUUUACAUAUUAACUACCAGUGGAUGUAAUGAUAGGACUCUACUAUUGACAUUUAUAGAAUUAAAAACAAUAUUUCCUCCUGUUAACUCCCAAUUUCAUGAUAUUCAAUUGUACUUACAACCUCUGAGAUUUGACGAUCUGGACAAGCAUACUCUGAGAUGUCCCGUCAAGCUAUUGUUCUUUUCACACUGCUCACUCAGCCAGUCAGGGAAAUUAGAGAAUGGGAAGAGCUCCUUUGUCUAUCAACAUUAGUUAAGCUACAUUUGCUAAAGCACUGAGACAAGGAAAAACCCUGCUGUCAAAUGCCUCCCCUUCUCCCUUAUUGGACAGGUUUUUCCUGCAAAACAGAUUCUGAUCAAUGGGUUUAUUCUAGGUUGAAUAAACCAUAUGUACAGAUUUAGCCUAGCUUAUGCUAAUCUUGUAAUUAAUGUAGUGUAUUAAUUGUAAUCGUAAUGUAGUGUAGUUGAUGAAAUAUGUACUGUGUAAGUUGAACAGUAGGGGGCAGACAGGGGAGAAGAGGGGGGAGCGAGUCACGCAUGUAAGAGGUAAGACGAUGAGGGUUGACAAUAAAAUAAAUAAAUGAAGA
Messenger RNA from Esox lucius (northern pike), 3665 nucleotides. It is a transcript of the gene parp9, whose product is annotated as poly(ADP-ribose) polymerase family member 9. Gene Ontology annotation, cellular component: cytoplasm; nucleus. Bases 340 to 2727 code for a protein of 795 amino acids. The record is from RefSeq and is a predicted model, not a curated record. The transcript is spliced from 8 exons. Gene Ontology annotation, biological process: positive regulation of type II interferon-mediated signaling pathway; negative regulation of gene expression. Gene Ontology annotation, molecular function: ubiquitin-like protein ligase binding; transcription corepressor activity; NAD+ poly-ADP-ribosyltransferase activity. NCBI's taxonomy places the organism in Eukaryota, Metazoa, Chordata, Actinopteri, Esociformes, Esocidae.